This is a messenger RNA of Oppiella nova, 534 nucleotides long. The record is from the annotation of a GenBank genome assembly. NCBI's taxonomy places the organism in Eukaryota, Metazoa, Arthropoda, Arachnida, Sarcoptiformes, Oppiidae.
GUCUACGAUUUAAUACAGCAAAUGUUUAGCAAAAAUUGACUGAAUAUGGGCAUAGAAGUGGAGAAGUUUGUCACCAAAAUAGAUGACGAGUUGAAGUGCAGUAUCUGUUACGGGGUCCUCGAAAAUCCCGUACAAAUCGUGGACUGCGAGCACACAUUCUGCUUGAACUGUAUCCAGGAGUGGGUCCGCAGGACACCGAAAUGUCCGAUAGAUAGGCGCGACAUAACCUCUGAGAGUCUGAAACCCGCCUCAAGACUACUCAACAGUUUCCUCAACCGAUUAGAAAUGAAGUGCAGUUUCCGUGAGUUUGGCUGCAAUUCAAUCGUGAAUAUGGAGACAAUGGUCGCCCACACCAGCGAAUGCACGUUCAAUCCCGACAUCACAUACCUGUGCGAUAAGGGCUGCGGAGUGAUGUUGAAUGUGCGGCAACGACAGGACCACAACUGUAUGCUCGAAGACAUCCUCUCUAAUGUCGAGAGUUUGAGUCAACGGCUGAAGAAAGUCGAGUCGGAAAACAGUGAUCUCAACAAAAGG